AAAAAUAGCUCGUCCCGGAGGGGCUGGAGAGAGGCUCCGCCUCUCCUUGCGGCGGGGUGGGGCGGCUGUCGCGGGAGCAAGAGGCGUCCGAGACCCCGGGCCGGCAGCUGCCGGCGCCCAGAGGUUCUCUGUGCCCUUGGCCCCGCAGGGUGGCAGCACUGGGUGGCCGGGCGGCUCUGUCUCGUGCCCUCGAGAGCCCGAGCUACCCGGGGCCGGGGAAGCAUCCCAGGCCGGCGCGGCGGCGAGGAUUCCGGGAACGGCCUCGGUCCGGGGCGGUGGAGCGAGCCCGGAGGCGGGGCCAGGGCGGAGGAGCGGACCCGCCAGCCCGCGACCUUCGCCCGUUCCCCAGGCUCCGGGGACCCCCAGGCCCUCUCUCAGCUCCUGUGCCUGCUGCCGUGGCCUUGGUGGCACCCUUCCCCAGUGGUCAGCCCGGGGCUUCCCCCACCCAUGCAUUCCCCCGCUACCACCGCCCAGGGCCUUGGCAGCCCCCUCUAUGCGGCCUACACUCUGCCCACCUUCAAGUUCCAGCCUCGCCGUGAGAGCCUGGACUGGAGGCGCAUCAGCGCCCUGGAUGUGGACCGCGUGGCACAGGAGCUGGACGUGGCCACCCUGCAGGAGAACAUCACCAGCGUCACCUUCUGCAACCUGGACCGGGAGGUGUGUGGCCGCUGCGGGCAACCCGUGGACCCGGUGCUGCUCAAGGUGCUGCGGCUGGCACAGCUCAGCAUCGAGUACCUGCUGCACUGCCAGGACUGCCUGAGCACCAGCAUGGCCCAGCUCGAGGCACGGCUGCUGGCCAGCAUGGGCCAGCAGGAGCGCGGCCAGCAGGAGCUGGACCGCCAGGCCGACGAGCUCAAGGGUGUGCGGGAGGAGAGCCGGCGGCGGCGCAAGAUGAUCGGCGCCCUGCAGCAGCUGCUCCUGCAGACGGGCGCCCACAGCUACCACGCGUGCCACCUGUGUGACAAGGCCUUCAUGAAUGCCAUGUUUCUCCGGGGUCACAUCCAGCGCAGGCAUGCGGGCGUGGUGGAAGGCGGCAAGCAGAAGACGCAGGAGCAGCCCGUGGAGGAGGUGUUAGAAGAGCUGCGGGCCAAGCUGAAGUGGACCCAGGGGGAGCUGGAAGCCCGGAGGGAGGCGGAGAGGCAGCAGCGGCUCCAGGAAGCAGACAUCAUGCAUCAGCGGGAAAUAGAAGCGAACAAAGCAUUUGAUGAAUGGAAAGAAAAAGAGAGGGCCAAGCUGUGUGGGGAAAUAGACAAGCUCAAAAAAUUAUUUUGGGAUGAAUUUAAAAGUGUUGCCGACCAGAACUCUACGCUGGAAGAGAAACUGCAGGCGCUGCAGUCCCACAGUGUGAUGAAGUCCAACCUUGGGUCCCUGCAAGAUGAGGAUCCCGAGGAGAGACUCAGGCAGGCUCAGGAGCUCCAGGCCCUAAAGGAAAAGAUGGAAAUUCAGAAAACGGAAUGGGAGAGAAAAAUGAAGACACUGCAGGAAGAGCAUGUAGCUCAGAAGAGAGAGCUGCAGGAGCAGAAUGAGAGGCUCCAGGCCUCCCUGUCUCAGGAUCAGAGGAAAGCAGCUGCUCAGGCCCAGCGUCAGAUCAGUGCCCUCCGUGCCCAGCUCCAGGAACAAGCCAGGCUCAUCGCCUCCCAGAAGGAGAUGAUCCAGACCAUGUCUCUCAGGAAGGUGGAGGGGAUCUGCGAGGGCCCGAAGGCUGUGGACACAGAGGAGGACUCUUCCAAAGAAGAGCUGGAGGACUCCCGCAGUGGACAGCAGAAGGUGCUGGCAGCUCUGAGGCGAAACUCCACCUUUUGGAAGCAGUUCAGGCCAGUCCUGGAGGACACCCUGGAGGAGAAGUUGGAAAGCAUGGGGAUAAAGCAAGAUGCAAAUGGAAUCCCUGCUCAGACCUUCAGACACAUGGAGUCCCUUCUGAGAGCCCAGCGGGAGCAGAAGGCGGGGAGGUUUUCUGAAUUUCUGAAUCUGCGGGAGAAGUUCAUCAAGGUAGCCACCAGGAGAGUGAAGGAGAGACAAAGGAACAGGGCCCCGGUGUCCCAGCCAGACGGCAAGGCUCCAGCCAAAAGCCAGCAGAACCCACUGGUCACCAAAAAGGCCCAGCCAAAGGCGAGGACCCUGCAUGUGGCAUUGCCACCCAAGCCGGCAGAGCCCCCUGUGACAACUCUUCAGAGCCGCGGCAGCCACGGCCCCGGCCUGGCCCCGGGGCCCACCCCCACUCCUCGCUCCAGAGCGCAGGGACCCUCCAGCACCCCUGCUUCCCCGGGGCCUGGGCUGAGUACGCCCCCGUUCAGUUCUGAAGAGGACUCGGAGGGAGAUGCUGGGCCUCGUGCGUCCCUGCAGCGCCCGAGAGUUCCUUCAAGGAUGGGGCCCCGGCCGCAGGAUGACUGGGACUGGUCUGACACCGAGACCUCGGAGGGAAGCGCCCAGCCCCCUGGCAAGGGCUCAGAUGGGCUGGCUUCCUCAGGAACACUGGUGCAGUCGAUGGUCAGAAACCUCGAGAAGCAGCUGGAGGCUCCGGCCAAGAAGCCUGCUGGAGGGGUCAGUCUGUUCUCAAUGCCCAAAGCCGGGCCACAGAGGGCUGCCGUGCCAGGAGGGAAGCCCCAGCUUUCUGAAGAUGAGAGUGACUUGGAGAUCUCUUCCUUGGAAGAUCUCCCCCAGGACCUGAACCAGAGAGAGAAGCCAAAGCCCGUGUCUCGCUCGAAGCUCCCAGAGAAGAUUGGUGCCAGCUCUUGGAGCCCCAGUCAGUCCAGGGUCCCUGGCUGCUGAGCCCGGAGCCUGGCGGCCCAAGGACCAGCCUUGGCGCCCAGCUGGGCGGGGCCGGCUCAGGGUCCACCCCAGCAGACUGGGCUGCUGGGCCUCUUGUCUUCACCAGUAACCGAGAGGUCUUCUCCCCUGGAGAGAAGCAGAGCAGAAAACGCAUAUGAUCUCUCCCGCCCCCUGUGAGGAGCCCUGGCAGCGCCCCCGGGUCCCAGGACUUGAGAAAGGUUGUAACAGGACCUCAAAGCGGCAUCCUUCCUCCACUGCCACGUUCACUCCAGACUGAAGGGAGACAGGUGGUCUCUACUCUGGAGUGUUUUGUAAACCUGCGGGAACCCUGUAGAGAUGGGUCUUUUAUAGGGUCUUUUUGGGGACUUAUGCCUGAGUCAGUCAUUCAGUGAUUGACCCAAAGCCAUUGGCUGAGGUCCUCCAGCCUCUCACUGCCGAGCUGGGGUACAGGCAGAGGUGGGGGGCAGAAAGCACAGGGCUGUAACCUGUGACAGAGGUCAGGAGGCUGUGGACACACAGAUGUAGCCUCCUGAGGCAGCCCGGGGUGGCCUUGGAGAGCUUCCCAGAGCUGAUGUCCGGCAGGGCCUGCUCGUGGGGGGGAGGGGAGGGGGCUGCUUGGCUGGGGCCUUGUGUCCCCAAAGGAUCACAAAUUACAUUUUUGGUAUUAUUUCUAAAGUUAGGUUUUAUAUAUAUAUAUAACUAGAAUAUAUUGUUUAAAUGUGAAGAGCAUUAGUUUAUUAUAUGUAAAGCUUUAAAUACAGCACGAUGUUUAUCACUCUCUGGUACUGCUCCCUUGUUUUUGGAGCUUUGGCGGGGGCCGGCGCCCUCUGUACGCCAACUGUGUUCGUUUAGGACCUUCGGGAUGCAGGUGCCAAGGUGGGGGUAGGAGUGCAAGCGGUUUAUUGGGGAGGCACAUCUGUGAAAGGCCCCCAAAGCGCUCAGGUGCAAUGAAAGUCUGACCCCUGUGAGAGGAGGGAGAGCAGGAACAGGCAGGGGGAGCCCCAGACCGCCACGCAGCUGACAUCUCCGCCAACCCAGUGGGAGCUCCAGAGCAGGCACGGCCCACCAGGGAGUCCCUACCAGGCAGGAAUGGCCAGGACCUCGUGCUCCGACCGGCUCAGCCAUGGCUGGGGCACCCAGGAGAGUGAGACCUUACCGAACGGCCGUUGUUUUCCCUGUAGGGAAACCCAGCCGUGUGUCUCCGGGCCUCACGCGUGGAGGGAAUAGUGUGAUGAGCCCACGUCCCCAACACCCAGCCUCAGCCGUUAUCAACUCAUGGCCAACCUUGCCUCAUCUGUCUCUCCCCACUACCUUGGUCUCUUCCCCUCCCCAGCCCUCCAUCGAGGCUUCAUUUGACCUCUGGGUGGUCCUGAUACGUGGGCUAAGCCCUGACGUUCUAGCAGGAGGAACCAGGAGAAGUGAGGAAGAAAGGCAUUGCAGUGGGCAAAGGGGAUCUGGGCCGAAGAAGGCGGGGGUAUCAUGAUGCCAGGCUGUUCAGUGAGGCCAGAGCACAGCUUAUGAAGGGCUUUUGGGGGACUUGGGGCCAGCCCACUGCUAGCUGCUGGGGAGUAAAUUCCCUUUGUGGAUCUCAUACCUUUGAACAACUGAGAUUGGGUACAACCAUGAUCCCCGUGGUGGUGUGAGGAGGGGAAGGAACAGUGACUGGGGAGUGGGAGGCGUUUGUCCCUCUCUCAGGAUUCUGCCAACAAAUUCAUGCUUUCCUAUUCACAGGUUUUGGGCAAGGGAGGUGUAAAAAGAUGCUUGUGGGGUCCCUUGUUACAUUCUGGUUUUCUGUAGCUCUGAGUGUACUACCGAUGCCAGCCCUCACAUCACAGUGUGCUCUGGGAUUUCUGCUUUUUGGCCUCAGGGUUGUCUGUGAUGUGGGAGGUUACACAGGCUACUUGCAGAUACAGCCUGAAAGUGCCGGAGGGCUGACUCUACCAGGACAGCCUGCACCCUGGGUAGAGUGGGAGUUGGUGAGUAAUUGCUCCAGCCUUUCUGUGCUUUGGUGGGACAAUUCUCAGGUUACUUCUACAGUUUCUCAAAGUCCCCAGGGGGAGUGAAUCCCGGGUGCCUCCAGCAGUUACAACUUAUUAACACACCCUUUAUUGGCCUUUCUCCCUCUGGUUUCAUUUUUCUCUCUCACUUCCGCUUCUUGGGAGCAUCUCUGAAAUAAAUUAACCUGUACCCAAGUCCUGGCCUUAGGCUCUGCUUUCAGGGGGCCCCAAGUGAACUAGAUGUGCGUGCCCGUGUGUUUUGCACGUGCUCACACAUGCUGGGGAUAGUCACCAGUGAAGAAUGACUCUGUUCCUGAGUGUUCAUUAUUAAGUUCUAUGUUUCCAAAUCUGUUUUUCUAUCUACUUUGGAGACUAACAUAUGAGCUUUGCAUUCGUAUGCUGUUUACUCCUCCCCACUGUCAAAUACAUUAAAAAAAUUGGGGCAAGAUUUACAAGAGCUUUGGAACAUAACGUGUUAGUCAGUCUCUGACACAAGCAGUAGGAUAUAUAGAUAGAGGUACAGAUGUAGGUAAAGAUACAUAGAAGAGGAAAUUUUAUUAUAGGAAUUGGCUCAUGUAGUUAUGGAGGCCCCAAGAAGUCCCCUGAUCUGCUGUCUGCAGGCUGGAGAACCAGGAGAGCCUCUGGUGUCAGUCCUGGAGUGCGAGGGCCCAAAAACCAGGAGCCGCAAGGCCCGAGGGCAGGAGAAGAUGGACGUCCCAGCUCAAGAAGAGAGAACUAAAUUGUCCUUUCUCCUUCCUCUGUGUUUUCAUUCUAUUUGGGCCCUCAGUGGAUUGGGUGAUGCCCAGCCAGGCUGGUGAGGGUGGAUUUUCUUUACUCAGUUCUACUGAUUCAAAUACUAGUCUCUUCUGGAAGCAUCCUGAGAGACACACCCAGAAAUAAUAGUUUCCCAGCUAUCUGGACAUCCCUUUGCCCAGUCAAGUUAACCAUCACAAUAUGUAACAUAGUAAGUUAUUUAAAAGUUAUCCAAGCAAUAAGAUUGAUGCAGGAAAAUUAGAAAACACAGAUAAUCAAAAAGAAAAAUAAAUUUGAAUAACCCCCAAAUCCAGAGUCAACUACUAGGUAAGCAUGCAGUGAUUAAAAAAAUACUUGUCUUCUUCCUAGAGUUCAACUGUAUUUAUUUUUCUCUAACUUGAUUUUCCUUCUUGAGAAUAGAUUACAAAUGUCCUUACAUCAAUACAUAUGUAUCAACAUAAUUAUAUUUAAUGGCCACAUAGUAUCACAAGGUAAAGAUUACAAACAUUUAUUUAACCAGGAAUUUCUACUUUGGGCCUUUGAUGAAUCAUGGAAUGAUAAACAAAUGUGUAUAUACAUCUUUGUGUGCUUAAUUAAGAUUUCCUGAGAAGUACUUAGACGUGAGGUUGCUGGACCAGCAUUGUAAUGAAAGCCAGCCCUAUAUGCCAGGCACUGGUCCAAGUUUCUUAUGAAUAGUCACUGACUGAACCUUACAGCAACACUUUGAGGUGGUGCUGCUAUUACAGUCAUUUUGGGACUAGGCGCUGAGACAGCUAAGAAUCUUGCUUUGAGUCCUGUCUGCAGUAAGCAGCUGGCUCUAAAGCCCUGACUCCUCACCGUGUAUUUGGGGGGAUUUUCGGUUCAUAAACGCUCUCCUGAGCCACCUGAGUGUAAUGUUUGGGAUGCUCCUUUUCGCAUUCCCUUGCCACCAGGGGGUAUCAUUCAUCUUUAAACGUUUAGACAACGUGAUGGAUGAAAAAUGAAACUUCACGUUUUAAAAAAUUUACAUUUUUUAGUUUUCUUCUGAGGCAGGAUUUUUUUUUUCAUUUUCUAAUCAGUUAUUUCUAUUUCUUCUUUUAUAAAUUGCCUGAUUAUAUUCUUAGUGCUUUUUUUGUCAGUUGAUGUGAUUAACUUUUCCUUGUUGCUUUUUUUCUUUCUCUUUUUAUUAUGGAACAUUUCAAGCAUAUAUAAAAAUAGAAUGUGGGGACUUCCCUCGUGGCUCAGUGGUUAAGAGUCUGAGGGGCAGAGGACACGGGUUCGAUCCCUGGUUGGGGAGGAUCCCACAUGCUGUGGAUCAACUAAGCCCGUGUGCCACAACUGCUGAGCCCACAUGCCACAGCUACUGAAGCCCGUGCACCCAGAGCCCGUGCUCUGCAACAAAAGAAGCCACUGCAGUGAGAAGCCUGAGCACCGCAAUGAACAGUAGCCCCCUCUCACCGCAACUAGAGAAAGCCCGCACGCAGCAACAAAAAGACCUAACACAGCCAAUAAAUAAAUAAAUAAAUAAAUAAAAUGUAUAAUGGCCUUGAUGUCCUCAUCACUUAGUUUUAACAAUUAUCAAUACGUGACGACUCAUUUCCUGCAAACCUCUUGCCAACCUCCUCCCGAAUAAUAAUAUACCUACAAAUAUUUCCAUAUGUAUCUCUAAAAUAUACUUCCUUUUAAAAAAAACCACUAUGCUACCACCACUAAAACAAAAGUCAAUAAUUUCUUUUAAACAUCACCCAACAUCUGAUGGGUUCACAUGUCCUCUCUUUUCCUACGUGUUUGAGUCUCUUUUAAUCCAUAGAUUCCAUUUCCACUUUCCUUCCCUCCCUCCUACCUUUUUUCCCUCACAAUCUUUAUUAUUUUUUGUUGCUAAAGAAGUUUGGUUGUUUGCCGUGGAGAACUCCCCUGGUCUGGAUUUUGCUGACUGCAUUACUGUGAUGGUGUUCAGUGCAUUCCUCUUUCCCCUGAACUAUCUGUAAAUUGUAGUUAGAUCUAAAUACUUGAUCAGGUUCAACUUUUUUGAUUUUUCAAUUCUUUGUUGACAAAACACUUCUUAGGUGGCACUGUGCACUUCCAGGAGGAGGCACAUAACAUCUGGUUCCCUCUUUUUAUAGUGUUGAUGAUAUAUUGAGGAUCAUUGCCUAAAUCCAUCUAUUGAUGAGGGAUUUCCAAAAUUGUGAUUGGUCUAUCAUUCCUUUGGCAUUGACUAGCUGGAAAGUGUCUGUAAGGAGAAAUUCCCCAAACAGAACUGUCUGGUUGCCUUCAUACCGUUCUAUAUAAACGGUACCUUAUCUACUAAGGAAGCUAAGGGUUUGAUUCUUUUCCCUUGCAAAAUAAUGAGAUGGUUUCCUACUAUCCUUUAUGGGAACCAUAUGAACUCAUACAUUUCAAUAUAUUUGAUUUGUUGAGAUUGAUUAUAGUUGUUAUUCUUAUUGAUGCUGAACUUGUCAUCUUUGGCUGAUGGGUGACUCUUCCUGUUGGUUCCUGGGUCCUUUUGAAUGACCUUAACAGCCUGAUGGCCUCCUUGCUAUCUGUUACGAAGGAUGAUCCAGGCUCAUAGCAUGCAUUUCCUGCCUCAGACCUGAAAUUAGUAACUUCUCUGGGGGAAUUCUGGUUUCUUUUAGAGGGAAAUGAUAUUUGCAAUCAGGGUGCAGUGGGGUGAUGAUUACUACUGGUCUGGUCGUUACUGCUAAGCCCUUUCAGUGGACAGAGACAGGAAAUACAAGCAAGAAAAUGUAUUAUAAGUUCCUACUGAUAUUUCCCAUUCGGAUUCAGGACUACAGGGUUUUUAACUUUAUUUCGUUGAUCUAAUACCUACUUAUAUCUCUUUCCUUCCACUCCGAGAGUCUUGGGUCUUAACAGCACAGUCUCAGUCUCAGAAUAGCAACACCAACUUUAUUAUUCACAGUAUGAAUACUGAAAACAGUUUAAAAUUUAUUACUAUUAUAUUUUGGAGUUUUUGGGUCCUGAGGGUGUAUCCCACUAGGGAUGCCCAGUUAAAUUACUUUGCUUUCAAAUCACUUCCAGUAGUUUCUCUCUGUGGUUAUGUUACUGAAUGGGUGUAUAAUUCGGUUUGCUUCUUCAUUUUACUUUUGAUUUUUAGAGAUAGCAUUUUUAUUAUUUAAUUUGCUUCAUAUUGAUUUUACAUAUAUGUAUUGCUAACAUAUAAAAAUAUAACUGUAUUGAUUAUAUGUAUUAUUAUAUA
This is a messenger RNA of Hippopotamus amphibius kiboko, 8712 nucleotides long. RefSeq names its product DAZ interacting zinc finger protein 1 like (gene DZIP1L). The transcript has 16 exons. The record is from RefSeq and is a predicted model, not a curated record. Bases 448 to 2769 code for a protein of 773 amino acids. Gene Ontology annotation, cellular component: ciliary basal body; cytoplasm. NCBI's taxonomy places the organism in Eukaryota, Metazoa, Chordata, Mammalia, Artiodactyla, Hippopotamidae. Gene Ontology annotation, biological process: cilium assembly.